AAGUCAUUUUGUGCUAACGGCCAGCCACUCAAAAAUGCAAGUCACUUGCUUUACUCCAUUACGAUCUGGGCCGUGUGCAAUCCAUCGGCCGAGUCUUUCUCGCCGUGUGCAUUUGCCAUGCAGGGCCGCUGCAGCACCACCAGCCUUAUCUGACAUCGAAAAGCAGGCGUUAGGAACGUACAGGUCCAACGUAUCGGAAGUCAGCAAGUCCAAUGCCCUGCAGCUGCUGAAGCGGGCCGCUGCGACAAAAUCCAUUCCGGCCGAGACUGUGGAGGGUGCCCUCUUGGCGCUGGAACAGAUCGUCGCACAAGAAAAGUCUAGCCCCACUCCAAGCAUCGCGGGCAAGUGGCGGCUGGUUUUUGGAACCGCCACCAAAUUCCGGCCUUUUCAAUAUAUUCCUGUCAAGGAGGACUUUGUGCUGGAUGAAACGGCCAAGACCCUGGCCCUGGAGAGCUCCUUGGGGCCCUUCGACUUCUUCAUCCGGGGGAAGAUGAACUCUUGGCGGCCGGAGACUGGGGAGCUGGAUUUCCAGUUCAAUAAGGUCGACAUCUUGUUCUCAGGGAACAAGGUAUGGGAGGUAACACCCAAGACCAAGCCCAAGACCUACACCUUCUUCUACGUGGCCUCCGACUUGGCGUGUGCGAGGAGCAGUGCAGGCGGAGUGGCGCUCUUGGUCAAGUAGGGGGAAGAAGGAAAAGAAGGAGAAGAAGAAGACGUCCCAGGUCCUUUUCUUCCACCGUCUGGAGGGAGAGAGGGAGAGGGGGAGAAGGGGUUAACAAGAACGGUAAUCGAGCUGUGGUAACACCCGUGUGGUUGAGGAGGGUUGGGAAAGGGCUUUUUGGGGUCUCCUAUGUCCCGCAUGUACGCAUCGGUGCCGAGAUGUCUGUUUUGGUAAAAUAUUUAAAAUUGUUGAAAUUUGAUUGCAGCUGUUCAGGUCGUUCUCUGGAGCGGCCUUCUCCCGCCGGUUUGCAAUCACAGCGGUUACGAACUUUCCAAUGGAUGAAAGCAAUAUACAUAUAUAUGCAACGGCGGCAGGAGACCGACUACUGCAAGUUUUCCUUUGUU
Volvox carteri f. nagariensis is the source of this 1065-nucleotide messenger RNA. RefSeq lists its product as uncharacterized. Bases 35 to 682 code for a protein of 215 amino acids. The record is from RefSeq and is a predicted model, not a curated record. The transcript has 7 exons. NCBI's taxonomy places the organism in Eukaryota, Viridiplantae, Chlorophyta, Chlorophyceae, Chlamydomonadales, Volvocaceae.